Molecule: messenger RNA, 8781 nt
Organism: Microcebus murinus (gray mouse lemur)
Lineage: Eukaryota; Metazoa; Chordata; Mammalia; Primates; Cheirogaleidae
Gene: CLN8
Product: CLN8 transmembrane ER and ERGIC protein
Biological process (GO): phospholipid metabolic process; nervous system development; lipid homeostasis
Cellular component (GO): membrane; endoplasmic reticulum
Molecular function (GO): ceramide binding
Source: RefSeq, a predicted model, not a curated record
GACGUGCGGGGACCAGGAAGGUUUCAUGCGGUCUCCGCGGAGGCCGGGAGCGCGGGCGCGGGGCGGGCCUGCGGGUCGUCGGCCGGCGAGCGCGGGUCCACUCGGAUCCUCGUCAGGGUACAGCCCGGGAACUGCGGCCAGCCUGGGACACGCAGGGACACGGAGGGCGUGUGGCGUGGACACGCCGCAGAAAGUGCGGGCAGCGCUCCCCACAACCGCUGUGGUACAGCCCGGGCCCCUCGCCCGCCGUGGUGACGUCACGGCGCGGCUUCGUGGCCCCGCCCCCGAGGCGUGCGCGUGCGCGGCGCUUUUGCGGCAGCGCGUCGUGGGCGCGCGGCAGUGCCGUCAGAGAACGCCGGGCUGACGCGGCCGGCCCAGAUUGGAGACCGGCCGAUACAUGACGAUCCUCGCGGCAGCUGCGCCAACGCCGUUUUCUUGGACGCGACGCAGGGAGGGGCCCAGAAGCCCCACAUUGGCCCCCGGCCUCCUCACGACCCGGUACAAUGACCUCCUCGAGUGCCGGGGCCGCCUCGGAGGGCGUCUUUGACCUGGACUAUGCCUCCUGGAGCAUCCGCGGGACGCUGGCCAUCGCCGGCUUCGCCUUCUACCUGGGUGUCUUUGUGGUCUGCCACCAACUGUCGUCAUCCCUGAACGCCACCUACCGAGCUCUGGCGGCCAGAGAGAAGGUCUUCUGGGACCUGGCGGCCACACGCGCGGUCUUUGGCGUGCAGAGCACCGCUGCGGGCCUGUGGGCCCUGCUGGGGGACCCCGUGCUCCAGGCGGACAAGGCGCAUGGCCAGCAGAACUGGUGCUGGUUCCACGUCACCACAGCCACUGGGUUCUUCUUCUUCGAGAACGCUGCGGUCCACCUGUCCAACUUGUCCUUCCGGACGUUUGACGUGUUCCUGGCCGUGCACCAUCUCUUCGCCUUCCUGGGCUUUUUUGGCUGCCUGGUCAACCUCAGGGCUGGCCACUACCUGGCCAUGGCCACGCUGCUGCUGGAGAUGAGCACGCCCUUCACCUGCAUGUCCUGGAUGCUCCUGAAGGCCGGCUGGGCGGACUCCCUGCUGUGGAAGCUGAACCAGUGGCUGAUGAUCCACAUGUUCCACUGCCGCAUGGUGCUGACCUACCACAUGUGGUGGGUGUGCUUCUGGCACUGGGACGGCCUGGUCGGCAGCCUGUACCCGCCUCACUUUGCUCUCUUCCUCCUGGGACUGGCCCUGCUCACGCUGGUCCUCAACCCCUACUGGACCCACAAAAAGACCCAGCAGCUCCUCAAUCCCGUGGAUUGGAACUUCGCACUGCCAGAAGCCAAGAGCAGCCGGCCGGAGAGGACCAACGGCCAGGUGCUGCAGAAGAAGAGGUCGUAGCCACACUGGUGCCAGAUGGCACCAGGGGAUAGGGACACUCAGGCCGAGCCAGGUUUCGUGAAUGAUGGCUUUGGUGACAGAUGAGGUAGUGAACAUUGUGUGCUUAGUUCUAAGUUAAGUACUAACUCUCUUUCUCAUUAGCAUUAGUCUUGAAGUAGCCACAAAGUGUUCUUAAGACCUUGAUUCUCCUGAUUCACGGGGUUUUGCCAUAAUGAUUUCUUGACUGUUCUGGCAUCUUCCAGACCAGGGGUUGGCACCAGGGAAAGGCCACGGCGUCAAGCCUUGCAGGCUGUCGGGGGUUGGCUUUGUGUGAAUACUUGAAGUGGCUUCAUAUUGAAGUGCCACGUGGUGGGUGGGGCCGGGUCGGCGUGGACUUCCCAGUCCCUGCUCACGUUGUAUGUGUCCUACUCAGAGCCAUGUUCAUUGUAGUGGGAGAGAAUUGGCCUAAGAGAGAAAAUGAUUUGUCACCCUUGUUAGAAUUCCCCAUUGUAGGAAAUUUAAAGACCAGGUUGCGGCAGCGCCACCUAGUGGCAGCAGUUGCACAGGCACCGUCCUGGGGUCGUGACCCCCUGGUUGAGUAGAGGCGAGGUGGGGUUUUGCUACCCUGACAAGGUGUGGGGGGUCCAGGUGAAAUCUUGCAAGUUUUUAAAAUCACUGAACCUAUUUUAAAAUGAGAAUUUUAAAAUUCAUAUUGUAUUGCUCAAUUGACAAAAUAAGGUAGGUAUUUGGUGUUCAGAUUGUCUAGAAUUUAGAGCCAUUUUUAGUUAACUGAGUUGCCCAUAAGUGCGCAAACUAGAACCUAAUUUCUUGGUCGGUGUUUCUCUGUCGGUUUCAAAAUGAGGGAGUGAUGAUGUUUCCCUCGAGCUGUAGGGUGGGCCUGGACCCUCAGGGACGCUUAGUGGCAGGCCUGGGGUCCCUGGAAGGGUCCCACGGCAGCCCCUGCCCACCACGGCCUGGGGACGGUCCCAGAGUGCGUUGUUUUACUGUUCUGUGCCCAGGUAGAAUUCAGAUACCAAUUUAGCAAUUUCAUUGACAUGCAGACCCAAUUCUUUUUGCCAUGAAUAUGCAAUUCAAAGUCAAAGCUUAUUUUUUACCAAAAGCACCAUUGGAGUGUUUGUGGAAAGCACAAAUUUGUUGCUCAUGAAAAUCACGUGUGACAUGCUCGUCACAUAUCAUGGAACUCGCAGAAUAGUGUAUUUUGAUCAUCGGUGCUUUGACUUUAUUGAUGAUACCUAGGUGGAGGUAUUUAUCUUAUUUUAAGAAAUGAUCUAAAUCUCAGCCGUAUGCAGCAGACGACUUCCUUACUGAGACUGAGGACUGGAACCCAGGCCCUGCGUCCGGCUCUCUGCGCCGAGCCCAUCCCCACACGUCGGCAGCCGGGCGUCCCUCUGCUGGGCGUGGCUUUAAUAAAGUGACGCUACUCACAGAACCCACCUGGUGUCGGCUCCUGUCUCAGACGUGCUGACGUUCACAGCUCUGUGACUGUGUCGUGUCUUGAAGGCACAAAGUGUCCCGACAGAUCUUUACCUGCUCAAAAUUCGGUUUGGGGUUUGUAGUGUUUCGUCUGGUUUUAUCCGAUGAUCACUAGGACUUUGACCUUCCUGGGCUCACGUGUUACUUUCUGCGUCUGAACACGUGUAGAUGCACAGGCGGGAGGCCACACAGGUUGGCGCUCCCUGCUGACCGGGACUUCUCAAAGGGGCGCGGGGCCGAGGGUGUUUGGAUGGUAGAGUCUGUUUGAGCCACGUGAUACGGAACCCCUUCCAGACUGCACAGCACCUCACCCGGCCACGGCCCCGUGGGGCUGUCUGCAGUCAGCACGGCCUCGGUGGCUCGCAAGGCGUGUGCAGCUAGUGCGCGUGCUUUUCACAACUCAUGCGUCGUCUAUUAGGGUGAGAGCAGAGGCUGAACUGGGGAGUCCACAUAAAAGUCAGGAAUUCUAGAAUCUCUCGGAAACUGGGAGGAUGGGUGCAAAACUGGCCUCAACCUGCACAGACAACAGGUGUCCCAGGCGGCAAACACUCUGCCUCAGCCUGGCCACAGACUCCAGCCUGACCUUGUCGUGGUCACUUGUCACUGCACUUUCUCUUUCCCAUGUUUUUUUUCCCCCAAAUUGGAAAACAAGAUGGGCCGAGGCCGUCAAGUGAUCCAGGAGCAGUGGGACUGAGUGCGUUUUCUCUGCCUGGGGAUGACGUUUCUGGCCUGGGGUUGGCCGGGCUGUGUCCCACCCCCUCUUUACUAAGCCAAGCCCAGACUUCCACGGAUGUGAAGUGGUGCUUUCAGGUCACCUCUGUCUGCACUAACUUUCUUCAUAUUUGGCUCUAAUGCAGCAAGAGCUUGCUCAUUCAAUAUUUUUUAAAAUAAAUUUUCUCCUUUUUUUGGUAACUAAAGUGUGCUGUGUAUAUUCCUGUUUCAGUAACAGAAUGCAGUGAUGUGAAAAAUUUAGAAAUCCCUAUUUUCUUUUUUUUGGUGACUCAACCGUCAGGAGUUGACUCGGGGCAUCUGGGGCCAGCCUGGCCUGAGUGCCAGCCCGGGGGGGGGGGGGGGGCAAGACGCCACACCCUUUCUUCCAGAAACACCCAGGGCACAGGCGCCUGGCUUCACAGGACACUUCUCCCUACUUGGGCAGCAUGAAUUCGUUUCUCGUCUCCCUGAGCAGACCCCUCCCCCGUGUGGCACCUGGCGUGUCCGACAGGUGCAGCAUUGCACUCCCAUCUCUCUGAAGCCUAGCGUUUCCCAUCACGUCCGUGUUUUACACCCACAACCCCGAACCCGAGAGAGAUGGCAAAAAAAAAAUUAACCCAAAGUUAAAUCCUCAGUUAUUACAAAAAGUCAUUAAAAUGUCAAGUUUUUCAAUCUGAAAGGUCUCUGCCAAAACUUUACAUAAAGAACAUUUAUGAUCCCUGUGACUUUCACAAUAUUUACUGUGUUGUUUUUCAGACUGACACGAAAUCCCAGUUGGAACACGGCACAUUUCAGCCACAGUUUCUUGGUUACGAUGAAUUCCCAAGCAUAUUUGGUCAACCUCAGAUACUUUGUUUUUACGCAAAACAAACACAGAGCUGAGCAAGAUGUCCCAGUUCUACCAUGGGACCCUCUGGCCGCUGCAGUAGUUGCGUCCCUUCACCUGUAUGACCCUCAGCAGCUCACGGUGGUCACGCUCGCCGUCAGGAACUCUUCUGAGGGUUCAGGCUGCCGUCCACAGGGCAGGCCGGGGAGGGGAAGGAGGCAGAGGAAUGCCCCCUAGUGCCACUGUCUCUGUCACCUUCUGUGCCCCUCUGCCUCCUCCCACACCUGUGUUCUGCGCACUCGGUCCCAGCCUGUCCCUGCUCAGCCAUGUGGACUUGCCCGACGUUCUGGCCCGUGGAGCUGCCCGGUCGGGCAGAGGCCCCCUAGUUCUCGUUCAGGCUCCCACACACAUCCGUCUGCCCCGCCUAUCCCCGCUGUGAUGAUCACCUCCCCAGGUCUCCCGCCAUCUGGGCUACUCGCAGAGCCAGCCACUCCUCUCAGGUAGCCACUCCUCUCCUGCACCUGUGUGCGCCGAAGCCUUUCUUGCCUUCAUGCCGUAGCAGAGGCUCUCCCCGCUCUGAGGCCAUCUCUGUCCUGCGAAGGGGACCCCGGCGCCCCUCCCACAAGGUCCAGUGCGAGUGAGGCUCCUGCCGGGGAUGCGGUGGGGGCUCCGCAGAUGCAGCUCCCGCUUUGUCAUGUAGUUCUUCUUUCUGAUUAGACCAGAAGCUCCUUUAACCAGAGGGGAAAUCUACCGCUUAAUUUCCCUUCUUACAGCAGGUCCCAGAGGCUGUGGAAACGCACCCUCCUCGUCCUCCCCCGCACCCGGGCUCCACACAGAUGCUCUCGGCAGACACGGGGCGGGCCAGAGGUGUCCCGGGGGGUGGAGGGGAUGGCGGGGAGGUCUCCUGGGCUUUUCUUUCUCACGAGUCCCCACACACUGCCUCGCACACUCACACACCCGCACUCACACUAAACGUGCAGCCACCCACCGCCCAGGUCUGGCCACUCUGCCGCUGUCUCUUCGAACCUCCAGCAGCUGAUGACACAGCGUUUCCUAGUUCCUUAAAAAAUACUUGUUCAAACACGAUGGCUCACACCUGUGAUCCCAUCACUUUGGGAGGCCCAUACAGGAGGAUUGCUUGAGGCCAGCAGUUCGAGACCAGCCUGAGCAAUGUAGCAAGAUGUCAUCUUUAUUUGAAAAUAAUAAUAACUAAAGGAAUCCAAAGAGUGUCCACAACUUCUCACCAUCACGUCCCGCACUCGCGAUGGCAGGGAGGCCCGUGCCCUGCCGCCCUCCUGUGCCCCACCUGUCACCGUCUGUGACAGGUGACACCGCCCUAUGAAGCCUCGGGUCCAGCCCGGGCCAUUCCUCCCCGUCUGACAACCACCCUUUCUGCCUUGCCAUGCUUAGUCCUCUAUCGCGCUGUGAAGCCUCUGCCGUUAAAAUGUCCUGGGAUCACUCCCUGCAGCAGCUGCCACUGCUCAUCUUUCUAGAAAACCCAUCUGAGAGGGCUUUCUGCACGCUACCCGAUUCCUCUUUCCCUGGUCUCUCUUGGGCCCUUGCCAACCGCAAGCCCUCUGCCCCACCACACCUGCCCUGUCCCCAGGUGCCACCGCCACUUCCUGAGCCACCGCACCUGCCCAGCAGCGGCAUCUGCCUUCCAGCCGCUUGCUCGUGGGGGAGGGCUUGGGGCCUCCUCCCUCCGCCUUCUCUCACCCUCCGAACCCCCUCUCUGCCCACACGCUGCUCUCAGGGGAGCUCGCCUGCGCCGCACAUCUAUGCCCACAGCCCCCGAGACCUUGUCUCCAGCGUGUCGCUGCCCGGCUCCGACCUCAGUGCCCAGGCCAAGUUGGAUUUCCCCUCGUGACUCGCUCUUCCCCCUCUGGUCAUCUCCACCUAGCAGAGGGUGCAUCUUUCCUUACAGCUGUUUCAGCCAAAAUGCUUGGGAUUUAUUUUGACUCCUCCAUUUCUCUUCAAAGGGUGUCCAGCCCAUGGGCACGUCCUGUCCGCUCAACCUGCAGACCGGUCACAUUGUUGCCAUUUCCAUGGACUUCCUGAGACUGUAGCAGCUGGCAAUUCUCUCUCUCCCCACAGACACAAAGUAUAUAUACUGUGUACUUUGUAUGCAUAAAAAAUGUAUACAGAUAAAAAAUAGCGUAUACAAUGAGAGAUUUUAAUCAAUAUAUAUAAUUUUUAUUUGUCAACUGAAAAAUGAGAAGGAAAACAUGGCUAAAAAGUAUUGGGUGUGUGACUCAAGAAAUUAGAAGUUGAAUAACAGAACCAACCAAAAGUAAAUAGAAGAGAGAAAAUUAAAAGAAGGCCAGAAAUUAAUAAUAUAGAAGACAAUAAUAAUACCAGAGUGACAGAUCACAAAAUACAUUUUGAAAAGACUAAAUACUUGAAAAAUUCUGGCAAAAACAGAUCAAAGGAAAAAGAGCGAGCAAAGGCACAGACAUGUGAUCCCAGGCGCGAUGGCACGGAGUCCCAGCAUGUCCCGGCACGGCCCGAGGCCCUGAGACUGUGGUGUCUAUGGCAGAAGGGCCAGGGCAGGUGUGACUGCGGUGAGGACCUGGGGUACGUGCAUCCUGGGCUAUGGGGUGAGUCCGCUGCGUUCCCAAGUGUCUGGAGGGGGUUGGGGAAUUAAGCAAUACCGAUAAACCCAAGAUUCAGGAUUUUCUAUCACCACUGUGGAGGAAGGAAGGAUGCAAAUGGGGAUAUUGGUAAUAUAUUAAUCUUCUAUUUUUGAGCUGGCUGGCAGGCACAGGGGCAUUCCUCCUGUUACUCUUCAUUUCCUGUGCACCAGCUGUAUGUUACUCCACACGUGUGGACUGUGUUGCAAGUCCUCAGGCUACGCUGACAUGGCACGGGGUUAGAAACUGGCCUUGUGAGUGUGCAGCCCUGUGUGGGUGAAGGACAGAGACACCACACAGCAGGCACUGUCUGUGGGACACUGAGGUCAGUGUCCAGCCGAGUCCUGGGUCCCAGCACACAGCCCUAACAAGUUGCAUGCUUUAUCCACAGUUACCCUGCUAGUUGCAGCGUGAUGAGUAAGACUUGCAUGUAUCUCUUUUAUUUUAAGCCCCAAUGCACAUGUAAUUACAAUAGGAUGUUGCAUCUCAUAAAUACUAUUUAACUGUUCUAUCGGCUAAGAUACCCGUGUCUGUUUUCAGAAGAGGAAAUGCUUAGGCAGUUUUAGCAACAGCACCAUUUCCCCCCCUCAGAACACUUUGUUAGGAUUGUCCAUCUUCCGCCACUCAGCGGUCUUGUCCAGGCUUUACGUGGGAAGGAAAUAGGAAAGGGGACUAAAACAGCAACGUGGUAAAAAUAGACUGAGUACCAGUCUUUGUACAACAGCUUUAACUCUUGGCUGGGCCUCCCCCGAGGUGGCCAGCCUUGGAAGAGGCAGGCUGGCGCACUGGGUUUCGAGAAUUGCUUCUCAGUGGUCUGUCUGUUAAAUAUUUUCAUUCUGUCAGAAUCAAAUUUGAGGACAAUCAGGUAAAAAUUGAAAAAAGUUAAUUAAAAUGUUUGAUUAUGGGUGUGACAGAAAAGCUGAAUACACUAAAAGCAAGGUACCUCAUCGGUGCGCUGAGCCCCUGCCUCUCGGCGUCUGCGUCCCAGAGCUCGCAUCCGGGCGGAUUCCCAGGCUGCAUCGCCCCAGCACACAUAAAACCUAAUACAUCGAUCCCGCGCAUCUGAGAUGACAGGAAACAUGAAACAGUGUUUCCAUACACAGAGGGAAACCAGCGAGAGAAGUGAUAGGAAAAGCUAGAAUUUAUUUUAAAUUUAUGUUAAAUGUUGAUGCUCCAAAACAGUAGGCUGAAUUGGGGGAGUAAAGAGGAAAGACUAGGGGACGGGAAAGGCCUGCGGGGGCGAUGAGCGGCACCUAAGACUCGGCGUUUCAUGUUCUGUUAAACCCUCUGUUACUUGGCUGCCCGAGAACCUCUGGCACAGCUCACCCUCGCGAGCUCACUCUUUGGAGGUGUAAUUUGUGUACAGUAAAGUGAACCCGCCACUUUAAACGUCUGGGGAGGUGAGUUUUUGGAAAUGCACCCACAGGUGUCACCAGUACCUGACCAGGUCACUCGCCGUCUCCACGACCCCAGGAUCCCUUUGCGCCAUCCCAGGAAGUUCACCUGGCUCUCACCCUCGCUGACACUCUGAUUUCUGCUACUCUGGAUUAUUUUUGCCUGUUCUAGAACUUCACAAAGGGGAAGACCUAGUCUGACCUCUUGUGUGUUAUGUCUCUUUCACUUGGCAUAAUAUUGUGAGAUUUAUCAAUAUUGUCCUUUUUUAUUGCUGUAAAAUUCCACUGUGUAGCUGUAACAUGAUUUGUUUGUCUGUUUGCUUAUUGAUAGGUUGUUUCCAGUUGUGAUUAUUUGAAUAAAGCUGCUAUGAACAUUC